Molecule: messenger RNA, 1517 nt
Organism: Cylicostephanus goldi
Lineage: Eukaryota; Metazoa; Nematoda; Chromadorea; Rhabditida; Strongylidae
Source: the annotation of a GenBank genome assembly
AUGUAUUUCAGUGCUGUUGUGAUUGACUACAUCAACAGACUCUCCUUGCUGAACAUCUCGCUACUGUCUGAGAUCAACUGGUUCUUGAGAACAGCAGAGAUGGCCCGGGUUUAUGGCAUACAGUUCUACGAGGUGUGGAGCCGAGGUUCACAACUACGAGUCGAGUCGAUGCUUUUUCGACUGGCUCACACUCAAGGCUAUGUGCUACCAUCGGUCACUGUGCCGCAAAGAAUAAAAAUGGAAGCUCCUGAGCAACUCCAGCUUGUCAUGGAGCCACUGUCUAAGGUCUAUUUUGAUCCGGUCAUCGUCCUUGAUUUUCAGUCCCUGUACCCUUCCAUGGUCAUCGCCUACAAUUACUGUUUCUCCACAAUUUUUGGAAAGGUUUUCGAGCUGGAGAGAAUGGCUCGUGAGAAUGGGAACUCCAUCAAAGUUGGUGCGAUGAAGUAUACGGUAGCGAAAUCCCAACUUGUGGAGUGCAGUUUGAAAAAGAAGCUCCAUUGCUCACCCCUUUCGGCCGCUUUUGUUACUCCAGCUCAACGUACUGGAGUUUUGCCCACAUUCAUGAGAGAGGUACUUGGUGCUAGAGUCAUGGUAAAGGCGUCAAUCAAGCAUGCGCGUAGCAAGCGCCUCCGAAGAAUUCUGGAUGCACGGCAGCUAGCAUUAAAACUUAUAGCCAAUGUCACUUAUGGUUACACCAGCGCAAACUUUAGUGGAAGAAUGCCGUGCGUCGAGGUCGCGGACGCCAUCCUCGGAAAAGGUAGAGAGACUCUCGAACGAGCAAUAGCUUUGGUUAAUAACGGCAACUAUGGUGGGGCAAGAGUCAUCUAUGGCGAUACGGACAGUAUGUUCGUACUUGUUGCAGAGGCAUUUGCCAUCGGAAGACGCAUUGCGGAAGAUGUGACAAAGGGGAAUCCUACACCUGUUGUGUUAAAGCUGGAAAAGGUAUACAUGGGCUGUGUGCUAGAAACGAAAAAGCGCUAUGCUGGCUGGAUGCACGAGAGCGAGGAUGAUGAAGUAGGAUCAUUAGACGCAAAAGGAAUUGAGACUGUUCGCAGAGAUACAUGCCCGGUUGUGGCCAAGGUGCUCGAACGAAGCUUGAGGUUGAUAUUUACGCGAAAUUGGCGAGGGCUGGGAAUCUACCUGGACUCAAAGCUUUCACGUCUUCGGGAUCUGCCUUAUACUGAUUUUGUAUUCUCCAAGGAAUAUCGAGGCCACUAUCAUGAAAAUGGACCUGUGCCCCAGCUCAAAGUGGCGAUGUCCAUGGCAGCAAAAAGUCCGGCGCACAUAGCUCUUCAUGGUGAACGACUUCCAUAUAUAGUUACUUACGGACCUCCAGAAGCUACUGUGAUAUCUUGUGUGCGCUCACUUGCCGACUUUUUAGCAGACAAAAGUUUACAGGUCCAUACCGCAUACUACGCUCGUGCACAUAUCUUGCCUGCCUUGCGUCGGGUUACUGAUCUUCUUCUUCUAUCAAUACAAUGGCAUGCUGAUGCUAACUCACCUUGUUUUACGUAAGU